Molecule: messenger RNA, 3472 nt
Organism: Suricata suricatta (meerkat)
Lineage: Eukaryota; Metazoa; Chordata; Mammalia; Carnivora; Herpestidae
Gene: SLC28A3
Product: solute carrier family 28 member 3
Exons: 19
Coding region: 92-2170 (692 amino acids)
Biological process (GO): pyrimidine nucleoside transport; purine nucleoside transmembrane transport
Cellular component (GO): membrane
Molecular function (GO): purine-specific nucleoside:sodium symporter activity; pyrimidine- and adenosine-specific:sodium symporter activity
Source: RefSeq, a predicted model, not a curated record
UGGGCCAGCAAUCCAGAUCGGGAAGAUUAAUGAGGUACGGAGGAACCUCUAGACCAGACAUCUGUAAAGAGUUCAGAGCCCCGCCAAUUCCAUGAGCAGCAAAGAUUUCAUGGAGCUGAAGAGUAUGACGGCCCCCAGAGCCGAGGGCUACAGCAACACCGGCUUCCAGAUUGAAGACGACUUUGAUGAAAAGCAGAACACAUCAGGAAACAACAAUUCGCUAAGGUGUAGAGCUGCGCAAAACACCCAGCAGGAUGAAGAACAGGUCACCAUUGAGCAGGAUUCUGUGAGAAACAAAGAAGAUGUGGAGGCCGAUCCAGAGAUAUAUCAAAAAGGGUAUCUGGAAAGGAAGUAUGAUACAGUUUGUGAUUUUUAUAGGAAACAUAAAACCACCUUUCGGUACAUCAUCUGGGGCAUCUUAAUAGUAGGUUACCUGGCUAUGGUGAUCGCAGCUUGUGUGCUGAACUUUCACAGAGCCCUUCCCCUUUUUGUGAUCACCGUGGCUGUCAUCUUCUUUGUGGUCUGGGACUACUUUAUGGCCAAAUAUGAGCAUCGAAUCAAUGAAUGCCUAUCUCCUGGCAGAAGGCUCCUAAGCAGCCAGUGGUUCUGGAUGAAGUGGGUGAUUUGGAGCUCACUGGUCCUGGGCGUUAUAUUCUGGCUGAUCUUUGACACCGCCAAACUGGGCCAGCAGCAGCUGGUGUCCUUUGGCGGGCUCAUCAUGUAUAUUGUCCUGGUGUUUCUAUUUUCCAAGCAUCCAACCAAAGUUUACUGGAGACCUGUCUUUUGGGGAGUUGGGUUACAGUUUCUUCUUGGGCUCUUAAUCCUAAGGACUGACCCUGGAUUUAUGGCUUUUGAUUGGUUGGGCAAACAAGUUCAGACCUUCUUGGAGUAUACUAACGCUGGGGCUGAAUUUGUCUUUGGUGAGAAAUAUACAGACCACUUCUUUGCAUUUAAGGUCCUGCCAAUUGUGGUUUUCUUCAGCACAGUCAUGUCCAUGCUCUACUACCUCGGACUGAUGCAGUGGAUCAUUAGAAAGGUCGGAUGGGUAAUGCUAGUGACUAUGGGAUCAUCUCCUAUUGAAUCUGUAGUUGCUGCUGGCAAUAUAUUUGUUGGACAGACAGAGUCUCCACUGCUGGUCCGACCCUACUUACCACACAUCACCAGGUCAGAACUUCACGCAAUCAUGACCGCUGGCUUCUCUACCAUUGCUGGAAGCGUGUUAGGUGCAUACAUUUCUUUCGGGGUUUCAGCCUCCCACUUGUUAACUGCCUCAGUCAUGUCCGCACCUGCAUCAUUGGCUGUGGCUAAACUGUUUUGGCCUGAGACCGAAACACCUAAAAUAACCCUCAAGAAUGCCAUGAAAAUGGAAAGUGGCGAUUCAAGGAACCUCCUAGAAGCCGCAACACAGGGAGCAUCCUCAUCCAUCUCCCUGGUGGCAAACAUCGCUGUGAACUUGAUUGCCUUCCUGGCCCUGUUGUCUUUUUUGAAUGCAGCCCUGUCCUGGUUUGGAAACAUGUUUGACUACCCGCAACUGAGUUUUGAGAUAAUAUGCUCCUACAUCUUCAUGCCGUUUUCCUUCAUGAUGGGAGUGGACUGGCAAGACAGCUUUAUGGUUGCCAAACUCAUAGGCUAUAAGACAUUUUUCAAUGAAUUUGUAGCAUAUGAACACCUCUCAAAAUUGAUCAGUUUAAGAAAAGAGGCUGGACCCAAAUUUGUGAAUGGUGUGCAGCAAUAUAUGUCGAUUCGUUCUGAGACUAUUGCCACUUACGCUCUCUGUGGUUUUGCUAAUUUCGGUUCCCUAGGAAUAGUGAUCGGCGGACUCACAUCUAUGGCUCCUUCCAGAAAGCGCGAUAUUGCCUCGGGGGCAGUGAGAGCUCUCAUCGCGGGGACCAUCGCCUGCUUCAUGACAGCCUGCGUUGCAGGGAUACUCUCCAGCACCCCUGUAGACAUCAACUGCCAUCACAUUUUGGAGAAUGCUUUCAACUCCAAUUCACCUGCAAACACAACCGAGGUGGUAUCUUGUUGUCAAAGCCUAUUGAACAGCACUAUUGUCAAUGGUCCUAAUGACAUCAUCCCAGGAGGAAAUCACAGCUUGACUUCUUUAAGGGGCUGCUGCAAGUUGUUGACCCCACCAACACUGAACUGCAGUUGGAUCUCUGAUGCAUUUUGAGUUCAGCUACUUCUCCAACAGAACUCUAGGUACAGAUGCUGAAUUUUCUACUUUGGGGAGGAAAAGAAAAACUGCUCUUCACAGAUUGAUAUCCCCAUCAUGGAAUUGGUUUUAAUUGGAAAGAAGAGAAACAGGAGUGAACACUGCAGAUCUCCAGCAUCAUCCCCCUCUCCUACCCACCCUCCCUUCACUAAACCCUUCCCCACUGAGAACCACCAUGAUAUCUCAAGAUGAGCUGUUGUCUCCAGUCCCGGAGAUGUUUUCUGACCCUAGAAUUUUAUGAUCGUUUUACCAGAAUACAUGUAUAAAUGAUAGCUCAUGACAAUGGGACUACGUUUUAGCCACACCCAGAGGGGGUCCCUUCUCAAACAUCUCAGGGAAGGUCACUGAGACCUUCAACCUCACAUGGAGAAUUGUUUAUCACCCACUCAUUGCCUGCCCUAAGGAAGUCCUACAGAAAUCAAGAGUCCUCCAGGAGAAAAUUUAGACCAUUCUAAAACCAGGUUUUAAAUCCUGUGUGCUUAGAAAGUUAGACCAGUCAGCUUACCCCUAAACUAUGCUGUAAUAACAAAUAAGCCAAAAACCAUGAUGACUUACAAGUUUAUUUUUCCCCUCACACCAUAUGCUUAUGGAGGGUCAAUUUUGGCUGCAUUUCAUUUCCAGGACUCAGGCUAAAGGAGCAGCCACUAUGUGGAGUAUGUUGGGAUGGGGAGAAAGGUGGCCUUUAAAUUUUCUGCUAGGAAGGAGCCUUCACUUCCACUGCCUUCCGUUACCUGAAUUUAAUCAUGUGACAAGCACGAUGUCAAUGCUUAUGGAUGAAUUUUUCUGCCCUAGGGAGGGAUAGUGAGUAUUUUGAAGAAACAUGGUAUAAUACAUGGAUGUAUGAUAUCCGUGUCUCCCUUCAAUGUGCCAACAUGUUACAGGGCAUAACUGAAAGCCUAUUCAUGCAUAAAUUUGGUUCCUGGUGACAACACUGGGAAAUAGCACUACUUUUCACUCAAAAGGCCACUUGUGGACCAUUUGAGGAAGAAGAAAACUUCCUGGUUGAGAUCUGAAACCCUUCCACCAAUACUUCCAUUGACCAGAAAAGCAUCAGCAUCAAAGUUGCUUACUGGGUAUCAAAGAAGAACCUUAAUGGGUUCUUAGAUUUGAUGUGUGUCAGAAGGAUCCAGAGACAAUGGCAGGGUGCUCUUUAAUGAAAUGCUCAUUGCCAAUUCUCUUAAUAGCUCAAAGACCACGUUGUGUGAGAAAACACAAAUACCAAUGACUGAGCCAAAAGGUGAUUCACAAGAAAGAGAAAAU